This is a messenger RNA of Alternaria conjuncta, 360 nucleotides long. RefSeq lists its product as uncharacterized. Lineage: Eukaryota; Fungi; Ascomycota; Dothideomycetes; Pleosporales; Pleosporaceae. The record is from RefSeq and is a predicted model, not a curated record. Bases 1 to 360 code for a protein of 119 amino acids. The transcript has 2 exons.
AUGCCCUCAAACACCGACGCAGCCGACUCUCAACUCACUGAGCUCCCCAACUCUUCCAUGCAGGCCAACGACGCAAACCAGCCUCAUACCAUUAGCCCAACCAACCAGCAAAGCAAUGGGGUCCAGCACUCGCCUAUCGAACCGGAACCUAAUCCCCGCCACCCAUUCGUUCGCCUAGGCUACCUUUCUCUCGCUAUCUCUACCAAAGUCGAAGCACUGGACCUACACAAAUACAGCGACUACUUACAAUACAUACGCACUCAUCCCACCCUCAAUAAGAACGCAGACACUGGAUCAGGCUCAGGAACGGACGCAGAUGCAGACGCUGGAGGCCAAGGCAGCGGUGAACAAGGUGUGUAA